AUGGUUAAGUUUUUGUUGCGUCAGAAGCGUUCCGAUACAAAUGACCGAUUCUUAGAACUACUGUGCGUCUCCGCCUCGGGCCUGAUUGACCCCGCUGAUGGUACAAACACGCACCAUGACCUGAAACGAAGAAUGUGCAUCUUAAUAUACGUAAUUGAGGAUGCGCGCACGCUAUCUGCGGCGCCGGCCCUGACGGCGGUGUCAGGGGUGGCAGCAGUGUCCGCUGUGCCAGCAGUGUCUGUGACUGCUGAUGACCCGGAACGACCAUGCGCGUGCGCCGGCUGGCCGAGGCGUCAGCCACCAGUUCAUGAGAUUUUGCGUCCUAAGCCACGAAGGUGA
Messenger RNA from Pieris macdunnoughi, 339 nucleotides. Lineage: Eukaryota; Metazoa; Arthropoda; Insecta; Lepidoptera; Pieridae. The record is from the annotation of a GenBank genome assembly.